Molecule: messenger RNA, 3334 nt
Organism: Aspergillus candidus
Lineage: Eukaryota; Fungi; Ascomycota; Eurotiomycetes; Eurotiales; Aspergillaceae
Exons: 3
Coding region: 577-3087 (836 amino acids)
Source: RefSeq, a predicted model, not a curated record
CUUCACACCUCUUCCUCUCGCCCUCUCCUCCAUUCAUCUCUCCAUCUCCUUCCAUCCCCUGCUCUCUCUCCUCUCUUACUUCCCCUCUUCUCGAGUCCGCCAACUGCAUCUGAUCUUCUUUCCAUCACAAUUACCCUAUCCUACUUGGAUCAAAUCCCUGGAACCUAAAUUUGCACUGAUUCACCGUGCCCCUCAUCACCCUCUCGAUUCCUUCCAUCCUCUCUCCUAAAAUUGAGUCCUGGACCCCAUCGAGCGAAUCUCCGCUUGGCUUGCCACGGGCCGGUGUGGCCGGGCUUUGCUAUUCUGCAUCGCUUUCUCACCUCUUUGAACUCCCCCCUCCCCUCUCGCCAGCUCACUACUACUCCAAAACAACUCGGCCGAUCGGCUUCUUCCUUUCCUCUUUCCUUCCUUCUCCAACUCUACUCCCCCCUGAUAAGCUUCUUACCGUUCUCCAAACCUACCCUUCGAGCUUGGAUCCGCCAAAACAACCAAUGAGAUUUCCGUGACCCGACUCCCCCGAAUUCAACCUACACCGAUUCUACCUGAUUCAUCUGCACAGUCGCCCCCGAGAUAAUCAUGUCGCGACGAUACCAGAUCGAUGAGUUGCUUCAUCUGCGCUCGUCGCCCUUGGCUACCAAACCGGCUGGCUUACCGCCGGUAGAAGAUUGGAUGGGUCCAAUGCCCGACCCGACAACGCAACGAAAAACGUCCACCGUAACUCGAGAUCCGACGUCUCCGAAUGAUACCACUCCUCGACGACCGAGUCUGUUUGAGACUCGUCAUACCCCCCGUGGCUCCACUUCAGAGGAAAUCAUCCUGGGACCACCCAAGACCUCGUUUGCCUCGGCCUCCCGCAUCUCCGGUAAGGGGCUGGUCGAUCCGACGGAGAGUCCGUCUCGCGUUUUUGAUCCCGACGAAUCGAGAACCGAUCGCUUCAACAUUCGAGACAAGUUCCUCAGGGAGAGGAACGCCGAGGACCGAGAUUUUGAUCGCCGCGACGGGAAACCGGUGACCCUGAAUGGCCGCCGGGUGGAGCGAGAAGAUUGGAAUAACGCUCGGUCCCGUCGCACCUUCGGCCACGACGAGCCGGAGCGGAAACCGAGACGCAACGGGGAGUUCGAUCGGUGGGAAGGCCGUGAUAUCCAUCGCGACCAUGACCAGCGCGGAGAGAAGGAUCCCCGAUUCUUGCCUCGUCGAGACGGCCAGCCCCCACGGGCUAGACAUGAAGGCAGUUGGUUCCGCGAUGACAAGAACAACCACCACCAUCACCAGCAGGAGGGUCCUGACGCGGACGAGGAGAAGCCCUCGGUGCGACAUCGGGAAUGGCGCCGGGGCGACAGGCAUGGUGCAGACCGCGAUUGGACUCGCGGUGCCAAGUUUGAGCAGGAACCCGAGUGGCUGACGGCAAAUGAAAAGGACGAGCCCCGCCGGGCGCAUACCCAGGAAGACUUUGAACGCUGGAAGGAGAAAAUGCGGGCCGGAUCUGCCCAGGUGCAUACUGAGGAGAAGAAACCGUCCGCGGCCGAACCCCUCAAUGCCCCAGUGCAGAAGCCGGAGAAACGGCCCACGGACGGGGAGAUCUUCAGUAGCAGCGGCAUGCCGUUCCACGGCGAUGCAACCAUGGAGCGCUUCUUCGGAUUGCUCAGUGAGGGGAAACCCCAAGAACCACCCGCACCGUCGCCCGCAGAGGCUAUGACGAAGGAGAUGGCCCCUGCUCCUGCCCCCGCUCCUGCUCCUGCUCCUGCUCCCGCUCCCGCUCCUGUCAGUGCCCCGGCCCCAGCCCUAGGCCCCGUUCCGGCUGCGGCUGCGGCUGCGGCCGCGGCGUAUGCACUGCCCAAAGGCAAGUCAUCUCGCUUUGCUGGGUUGUUCAGCCCCCCUCCUGGAAGCCCGGCGAUGGAAGAGAGCGCUUCCCCGCUGGGACACCGGGCGUCUCCGGUCAACGAAUCCCCUAAGGACGCGGAUCAGGAAGGCUUCCAGCGUAUCCUGGCAAUGCUGGGUGGAGGCGGGCUGGGUGGAGGCGGGCCCAAAUCCCGCAACGCGACGCCUCACAAUGACUACGCACAGGUCACCCGACCCUCUCCAGUGGUCGCGGCCGAGCCUGCUUACGCCGCCAUUCCGUCUCCAUCGCGGGACCAAAUGAACCGGACCGACUACAUGCCGCGACAAGACGGUCCGAUGCGGGGUCCGGAUCCCGCCCUGAAGGACGCACUCUUCCCUCCGGAUCUUUCGGCCAAAGAUCCUCAAUCUCGGGAACAUCUCUUGCGGUUAAUGCAGCAAGUCCGCGUCAGCCCCGGUGGGCCCCCGAGUCACGGUGCACAGGGUCCCCCGCCCACCGCUGGACCGCCCCCCGGGCUGUUGAACAUGGCUGAUGUCAUGCCGCACCCACCGGGUAUCCCGACGGCGCACAAGGGACCCAGCUUCAUGGAUGACCCCGCGAUUGCCGAGCUCUCGCGACCGGAGGCGGAGCCGCUUCGACGCCGUCCGGCUAAUGGACCGCCGCCCCCCAUGGGCUACUUUGAUGACAUCCCGUUCCCUCAAGGCAAUCACUUGCCGAUGACACCUGGUGGAUCUCGUGCCCCGCAAGGUCAAGGUCUGCCUGCCAUGGGCAUCCAGCGGCCGCCCGGGUUUGAACAUAUGCCGCCCCCCGGAUGGGCGGGACCCCAGAUGCCGCCGCCGCAACAGGGUGUCGGACCGGGUCCCUUGGGCCCUCCCCCGGGAAUCCCCACUCCGACGCGGGGGGUCAACCCAAACUACAUCGCCAACAUGAUGCCGAUGCCGGGCGGUGUGCCCCCGCUCAACGAGCGCCAGCCCUUCCCGCGCGGCGCAGCCGGUGCGGGAACCCCGGGGUUCCCCCCGCCCCCGGGCAUGAUGCCACCCCCGGCUUACAUGAAUGGCCCUCUUCCGGGUGGGUUCCCACCCAUGCCACCCAAUGUGGAAGGCCUGAUGGGCAUGGGCCACGGUGGCCAGGGACCGUUCGAUGGCACCCCCGGUCCCCAGGGGCCUCCUCCCUCCUCCCGACACCUGCUUGAGAUGUUCGGUGGCGCUGACAUGCGGGGAGGGAUGGUGGGUCCGGGACAGUUCCGGUAAGGCGACAGUGUGUCGGGACAGGGAAGAGGAGACUGUAGAUGGCAGAUAGAACGCGUCCAAUGUGUCCACUGCGACAUUGUUCGUGUCCGUCUGUCCGACUCUGUAUCGUCCCUUCCGUGUCCAUGCAACGGUGAGAUUGUCAAAGGCAGAAAAGACAAGUAAUGGAGAUUGGAAUCUUGACAUCUCAACGGUACUCUAGGUGAUAUACUGCAGAUAAUAUCUAGGAACACUCUGUACUAGUGGCUGG